AUGCCACUCCUCACUUCCAGAGCACGACAUGUCCUCCAACCCUUGAGACCUCUCACCCUUUCAGUAGGAUUCAGCUUCAUCGUACCCCUGAGAUUCUUCGGCACUUCCACCCCGGGUAAAAAUGAUAUACAGUGUACGAGACGAUUAGUCAGACAACCUUCUCCAGCAGCUAGCAGGGAGAGUCCAUAUCCCGUCGUGUUUUUGAGGAUGAAGGGUGCGGAGGUACAAGGUGUGGAGGAAGAGGGAGAAUGGAUCGAAUGGUCAUCCAUGUUCUCAGAGAAAGGAUACACCUCGAUCGAAAUUGAUAUCACCAUCCCACCUUCACCUUCCUCUGAACUCGAUACUGAGGAAACAUCCAUAUCCCCUUUGAUAUCUUCGUUAUCAACUGAAAUACGGUUACUCGCUAUCCCCUUCCCGCCUAUCCUGGUCGCUAGAGGAGUAUCGACCCUGCUAGCUCAAGCAUAUAUAGAAGAUCAUCCUUCGUCUGGACUGGUACUUAUCGAUCCUAUGCCAGAUGAAGAUCCCCAACCACGUCAAAAUUCAAAGUUGAGAUGGCCAAUGUUCAAAUACGAACCGCAUUUCCCCAUAUUGGUCAUGUCCAACCAAGCUUCACUCAGAGAGUUGAGCGUGUCUAAUAGACUGGUAAGAGAGCAUGGGGUGUUACCGAAAGAUGAAAAGAUAGGAUGGUUUGGGAGGAGCGGGAAAGGCGUGGAGAUUGAGGUUAUGGAUGGGGUGGAUGAGAGUAGUAGGAUACAGGUGGAGAGGUGGAUGGAUCGGCAGGGGUAUUGA
Molecule: messenger RNA, 789 nt
Organism: Kwoniella botswanensis
Lineage: Eukaryota; Fungi; Basidiomycota; Tremellomycetes; Tremellales; Cryptococcaceae
Exons: 2
Coding region: 1-789 (262 amino acids)
Source: RefSeq, a predicted model, not a curated record